AUGGGCAACAAGCUUUCGCCUCUACUAGCAGACGUUUUCCUGAGCGAUUUCGAGUUAGCUUUAGGCAAAGAAAAGCUCUUCCCUCGAGUUUGGAGACGCUACGUGGACGACAUUUUCGCAACCGUGAAAGAACGCUAUCUAACGCAGACCCUUGACCUAUUGAACUCCCGUCACAGUACAAUAAAGUUUACGGUAGAGAAGGAAAUAGAAGGGAAAUUGCCAUUCCUAGACCUGAUGAUAACCAGGAAAGCGGACAACAAACUAAAAUUCGGGAUCUACCGAAAAGCGACAUCCACAGACAGAUACAUAACUUCCGACUCUAACCAUUUCGGCGCUCAAAAACAAGCAGCCUUCCAUUCCAUGGCCCACCGUCUAUUCAAUGUACCGAUGGAAAAUGAAGAAUUCCAGGCCGAGCGGGAAAAAAUAUACAAAGCUGCUGUAUUGAACGGGUAUGAAAAAAGAUUUGUGGACAAAAUUCUAAGAAAACACAAAAGGAAAAAGCACAGACAAAACGCGACAACGUUAGAGCCGGAUAAAAAACAGGAACGUAGAAUCUGCUUGCCGUUUUACCCCAAAAUUACUAACCCUGUCCAAACCGUCCUAAAACAGCAUGGUUACCAAGUCGCAUACAAAAGUGGUAACACCUUGAAAGACCUCUUGUGUAAUCUAAAAGACAAGGUUCCAACCGAUCAAAAAUCGGGGAUCUACCAAAUCCCCUGUAAAGAUUGCCCCGCAGUAUAUAUUGGACAAACUCGCCGAAAGUUCAAAGUCCGCAUUCGAGAACAUAAGCUUGCUGUCGACCACGAAAGAGGCAACGACUCCAGUGUGGCAGUACACACUAUAGCCCACAAUCACACCAUAGACUGGGACAGUGCGAAACUCGUGAAAACUGUACGGAAAGCUGCACACCUGAACGCAUGGGAAUCAAUGUACAUAGCCAAUGCUGAACACGUGCUUAUGAACGAGGACGACGCGCCAAUAUCAUCACCCCUUUUCCACUUGACAAACCUGAAAAUUCAGUGA
This is a messenger RNA of Topomyia yanbarensis, 1023 nucleotides long. RefSeq lists its product as uncharacterized. The transcript has a single exon. NCBI's taxonomy places the organism in Eukaryota, Metazoa, Arthropoda, Insecta, Diptera, Culicidae. Bases 1 to 1023 code for a protein of 340 amino acids. The record is from RefSeq and is a predicted model, not a curated record.